AUGUCGAGUCAGUAUGCUGGACGAAAGCGUCGGGUCUCAUCUUUGGAAUUCAGUACGGAGGAAAACAGCACAGCGCGGAUCAAAACGGAGCACACCAACUCAGGUGCUGGCAAACAGUAUAACAACUCUCAUUCUGUCAACCAGGAAAAGGACAGGUUCCUCGCCGAUCUACGAGUCACUGAUCCCCGCGACGACAAGACCCGCAUUCAGCGGACUAAAGGCGAUCUUCUAGUCGACUCAUAUCGAUGGAUACUUCAAAAUGACGAGUUCUGUCAGUGGCUAGCUGAAAGACGUCUGUUAUGGAUCAAAGGCGACCCAGGCAAAGGGAAAACAAUGCUCUUAUGUGGCAUAAUCGACGAGCUUCUCAAAGAGGGAUAUGAUUCAACCGUUUUCUUCUUCUGUCAGGCUGCAGACGCGCGAAUCAAUACUGCAAACUCGGUUCUCAGGGGUCUACUUUAUCUGAUACUUGAUCAGAGACCGGCCCUUUGCGAACAUAUCCGCGGAAAGUAUGACAAGGCAGGGGCUGGGAGACAGCUAUUCGAGGAUGCGAAUAGCUGGGAGGUUUUGUGCGCAAUGAUCAAAUCCGCGGUCAGCCAUGAAACUCUACAUGACAUUAUUCUGGUUAUCGAUGCUCUCGACGAAUGCAUUUCGGGCCUUGAUCAGCUUAUCCGAUUGAUCACCGAUUUAGCAGGAAACGUCAAAAUCAUCGUCUCCAGUCGUCCCGAGCCAAGAAUUGACAGGGCCUUGACCGUCGCUUUACGUGACACAAAGAUCUACCUGUCUCUGGAGCUAAACGAGGACGUCAUUUCAGCCGCCGUGAAUAGUUAUAUACAUCACCAGGUGGACAAAUUGGCGGUUCUGAAAGGCUUUGACGACAAUUUAAAAAUCAAAGUCCGCGACUAUCUUUUCACGAAAGCCGAUAGUACCUUCCUCUGGGUUGCUUUGGUAUAUGAGCAGCUAGCAGACAGUCGUGUCCGCCCAAGGCAUAUUGAGCGAAAGCUUGACGAGUUUCCCCCCGGAUUAGACUCACUGUACCAGCGAAUCUUGGAUCUCAUCCUUGGUUCGCUGGACAGUGAAGACUGCAGACAGGUUUUAGCAAUCAUGGCGACUGUGUCUCGUCCGAUUGAUUUGACAGAGCUUGCCCUGCUACUUGACCAUAUGGAGUUCUUAGGUGAGAUUGUCGAAGAGUGCAGUUCUCUUUUGACUGUAAAAGGAGGAAUUAUCUACUUCAUACACCAAUCGGCAAAAGAUUUCCUCAUUGGACGGACAGACAGAAUCAUGCCUGCCGGGUUGGGUCUCAGCCAUAACCAGAUCUUAUCGAAGCUCCUCCAGUCCAUGUUCAAGACGUUUAAGCGCAAUAUCUACGGCAUUAAAGAACCCAGACUUUCGCUCGACGAGAUCUGUGUCCCAUCUCCCAACCCCCUGUUACCCGUUAGAUACGCAUGCGUCUAUUGGGCCGAUCACCUCACAUAUAAAGACGCGGGACAACAGCAGUUCGCCGAAGUUUAUUCCUUCGUUACAAAACACUUUCUUCACUAG
Colletotrichum gloeosporioides is the source of this 1539-nucleotide messenger RNA. Its product is annotated as Vegetative incompatibility protein HET-E-1. The transcript has 2 exons. Bases 1 to 1539 code for a protein of 512 amino acids. The record is from RefSeq and is a predicted model, not a curated record. NCBI's taxonomy places the organism in Eukaryota, Fungi, Ascomycota, Sordariomycetes, Glomerellales, Glomerellaceae.